Molecule: messenger RNA, 1880 nt
Organism: Syngnathoides biaculeatus (alligator pipefish)
Lineage: Eukaryota; Metazoa; Chordata; Actinopteri; Syngnathiformes; Syngnathidae
Gene: cep57
Product: centrosomal protein 57
Exons: 11
Coding region: 100-1554 (484 amino acids)
Cellular component (GO): centrosome
Molecular function (GO): microtubule binding; identical protein binding; gamma-tubulin binding
Source: RefSeq, a predicted model, not a curated record
ACGCCCCGCUAUUUGUUUUCUCUCUUUCUGAGGAAAGAUGUGUUAGCAUCUGGGAACAGCUCUUCAGUGUUAUUUAUUUUUAAUACCACAGAUUACUUUAUGACAUUUCUUUCUUCUUGCAACGGGCGUAUGUCAAUGGAGCCUGCGUCAAAAACAUCUGCUGUUGCUGUACAGUCCGCGCGAGAGGUGUUGCAUCCAUUUCCUAAAGAAACUGUUGGUGACUGUCCGUCAUUGCCCUUCUGUAAGGAAUACUCUGCACACCGGCCAUGCAUCACCCCACCAAGUGACCCUAAUGAUUCCAAUAGAGCUCGAUUGCCCAACAAUGUCUAUCCAGAGACCAACAGAGCAGCCAUUCAGUUGGCGUUGAGGCAUAUCCAGGAGAAGAUCAGGAGGUUGGAGCUGGAGAAUAACCGCAGACAGACUACCGGACACCCCGUGAGGAGAGACACGCCGCGUCCGCACGCCGUUAGAAUGACAAAGAUGACUUCAACUUCUCAGAUGGAUGCAUGGAGAGUAACGGAUAAUCAGUCCAACUGCAACCAAGCGUUAGUGACCCAGCUUGCGGCUGCAGAGUCUCGCUGCUUGAGCCUGGAGCGUCAGCUCGAUCACAUGAAGAAGAUGUUGCACAACGCUAAGGGAGAGAAGAAGAGCCUGCUCAAACAGCAAGUGACUAUGGGGGCGUCAAGGUCUACGCAGGAAAAAGCAGAUACGGCGUAUGCACACAUCCAGCUGCAGAAAAUGCUGCGACUGGAGCAGGAAUAUCUCAGACUGACACAAACUCAGGCCCAAGCUGAGGUGAAGAUUCAUGAACUGGAGCUGAAACUGCAGGAAGAGGAGCACCAGAGGAAGCUGGUCCAAGAUAAAGCAAACCAGCUGCAGUCAGGUUUGGAGGUCAGCAAGAUUCUGCUGCAGUCGGCCUCGCCGCCGCGUUGGAGCACCGCACACCCCAAAAAGAAGGAGAACCUUUUCAAGACACAGUCUUCCUACCGGGAACCUCACUACAGACUGAACCUGGGAGAUGUCCCCUUUGUGGCCGGAACGUCCAUAGGAAGCAGCCACUCGGUGCGGGCCAAUGUGCAGUCGGUUUUGUCUCUUCUGAAGCGCCACCAGCCUCAGCUGUGCAACAGCCGCGUCCUCGCCAGAAACAAGAACGCCGUCCGCUCGGGCUCGACGAACCGCCGCCACUCCGACACUUCGUCCAGCGCCUCCUCCUCCGCGAGCGAGGAGCUCUCAGAGCUUCUGCAUGCGUUGCAGGAUGAACUGAGGGUGAUGAGCUUAGGGCAAGAUGAGCUGAUGCGCCAGCUGGAGCGCGGCGUUUCUCUUCCGGAAAGAAAGCAGCUGGAGCGCGAGCAGGAGACGCUGCUCCUCAAAAUGGAGUGCAAAGGAGAGCAGAUACGGAAGCUCUACAAGCACAAAAUUCAGAUGAAGAAAUUAAAAAAGGAGGCAUGCAGGAAUCUGCCCGCGGCGAGCGCAGUCAAACCAGGAGAGAAAAGCAGGCGCAAUCUGACACUGCUCAGGGACAUGAAAGCCCUGCAGACCUCUUUGAGGACCUGAGACCUCGGUCCCAUCCAUCCUGCUUUGGACCUUUAUUAACUACACUAUUUAUUGUGACUUUGGUUCAAUGUUUGCUAUCAACAUUAUACAGUCCAUAUAAAAAGUUUACACUCCCUUGUUCAAAGGCCAGAUGUGGGUCUGGUAUUUUAACAGGCGUGUUUCGACUUUUUAUAUUCACUUCAGAUCAUACCUCAGCGUAAAACAAAUGAUAGUUAGUUUUAGUUUUCCUCACAUUUUUAUAAACUAAGGAUUUUUUUUUUUAAAGAUUUUAUUGGAUUGAGAUUGUGUGUAGGUGUUAUUGGAUCUAAACAUAUUGUAUGUUGAAU